AUGCAGUUACGUGCCCUCACAGGUGCGUUAGUGGCUGCCGCCUUCGCCUCGGGUGCCUUCUAUGCUUACAGCGACAAAUCCUCGACAGGACAUUCGCAUUCACCCGCCGAUCAAGCGAGGAACCUGACCAACGCCGCGAGUAGCGAGCCUACACGAAAGGCUCUGGUCGUCGGCCCCGGUGAACUUUAUACGGGAACAAUCACCGGCACUGGCCCAAUCUCAAAAGAGACGGAUGACUACGGUAGAAAGGUGCUGGAGAUGCUGGACCCCGACCAAGCUACUGCCAAGUUGAGGAAAAACGAGGAGUCGUGGCUUGUAGGGAGGGGACAGGGAGUUGUGCGAUACGACGUGGUGCAGAUCCCCAGCAACUCUCCGAUCGAAGAUGACCAUGCCGAGAAGAUUAUCGAGGUACCAUCAAAUCUGGCAGCUACCGACAAUGGCGCUCCCGCCAGCGACUGGAUGUUCUGGGGUGUUUUCGACGGACACAGUGGCUGGGUUACUUCAGCCAAACUCCGUCAAACGCUCAUUUCCUAUGUCGCACGCGAGCUCAACACGACCUACAAGUCCGCCGUCGAGGACCCUGCACUCCACUUCCCGAGCUCCGAUGCUAUUGACAAAGCCAUCAAGACGGGCUUCAUCAAGCUAGACAACGAGAUCGUACACGAAUCUGUCAAAAAGGUUCGGAAGGCUCAGUCAAAGAUCGCUGCUGCCGAGCUGCUUGCCCCCGCCUUGUCCGGUUCUUGUGCACUUUUAUCCUUCUACGAUAGCCAGUCAAAACUGCUGCGAGUUGCCUGCACGGGUGACUCGCGCGCUAUCCUAGGUCGACGAGGCCCAAAUGGCAAGUGGACAGUGACACCUCUGUCUGAAGACCAAACUGGCGGCACCACAAGCGAGGCAGAGCGAUUACGCCGAGAACACCCAGGUGAGCCCAAUGUGGUACGUAACGGUCGCAUCCUAGGUGGGCUGGAGCCAUCCCGUGCUUUUGGCGACGCCUCCUACAAGUGGUCGCUCGAGACGAAUGCAGAGCUCAAGAAGUCCUACUUUUCACGGUCACCGUCAACGCUACUCAAAACUCCCCCAUAUGUCACUGCUGAGCCUGUUAUUACCACAACCAAAGUAGAGCCUGAAAAAGGCGACUUUGUGGUCAUGGCUACUGACGGUUUGUGGGAAAUGCUUACCAACGAAGAGGUCGUUGGCCUAGUUGGGCAAUGGCUCGAUGCUCAGGGCAACCCGAGCAGUCAAGGUUCACAGGCUCAGUCCUGGCUCAAAAGUUGGUGGUCAACACAAAAGCAACUGCCUGUCGAGCAAAAGCCAGGUGAGAAAGGGGAGGGGCAGCGUGCACCAAUCCGCCAGCAGCAGUGGGGUACCAAGACCAGCCUGAACGAGCGUUUCGUAGUCGAAGACAAGAAUGCAGCAACUCAUCUUGUUCGAAACGCACUUGGCGGAAAGGACCAAGAUCAGCUGAGUGCACUGCUCACUCUUCCAAGUCCCUUUUCUCGACGAUACAGAGAUGAUUUGACAGUUGAAGUCAUCUUCUUUGGAGAGGGUACAGGCACUGGCAACGUUACCCGGAAUCAGGAAGCGAGCGCCGCAGAAGCUGAGGCCAAGGCAAAGCUAUAA
This is a messenger RNA of Alternaria postmessia, 1620 nucleotides long. RefSeq lists its product as uncharacterized. The coding region runs from base 1 to 1620 and encodes 539 amino acids. Gene Ontology annotation, molecular function: protein serine/threonine phosphatase activity. Lineage: Eukaryota; Fungi; Ascomycota; Dothideomycetes; Pleosporales; Pleosporaceae. Gene Ontology annotation, biological process: protein dephosphorylation. The transcript is spliced from 2 exons. The record is from RefSeq and is a predicted model, not a curated record.